AUGGCGGCGGAAGGAUCUGCUCGCGCCGCUUCACGUCAAGAUGCAAAGCCCAAACCUAGUCCCAGACUUCCUCGACUUUCACCUGCGCCGCUGUUCAACGCUGCUCUUAAGACGAAUCCAAAAUCACCAUCUUCUCCGAUCAGCAUUCUCAACGACUACGUAUCCCGAGGCGUGGCUCAAAGCACUCAGAAAGACUCGUCAGUCUCCAAAACAGAAUACGAUCAACUGAAAGCGGUCGUGUCUCGCGCCAAGACUGUGAUCGCUGGUUGGAAUUCGGACAGGUUGGGAAAUGUCCUAGACUUGUUAACACUGGAAGCACAGGUUGAGCGUGUUGGAAAAGUGUUUCUUGCGAAGAAUAAAGAACUCAAAGAAUUGAGAGAGGACAUUGAGAGCUUGAAGUUUGCUGCGUCGAGCCGCGAGCAAGAGAUCCAUGAACAAGCCGCGGCCGCUAACUCGUCCAUCAAAGCACUUCAAGAAGAAUUGGCGUCUGUGAAAGGCGAGAAUGCAUCCCUGCAGACAAUUGACCGUCAAACCGAGGAAGCUGCCGAGCAGGUUCGAGAGCACCAGAGCAUCGUUGACGAUCUGAAAGAGGACCGUGCUUCACUUAUCGAGCAGUAUCAAGAACAGCACCACCAAGCUUCAGAAAAGAUCGAUGAACUCGAAGAUGAGCGUGCAGCACUCCAGGAGGAAGCAUCAAAUCUUCGCGAGGAGCACUAUGCUUCACUGAAAGAGUCCGGAGAUACUAUUGGCAAUCUGCAACAGGAAAUUCUGGCUCUUGAAACUUCCAACUCCACGCUCGAAGAGAAUCUCAUGCAAGCGCAGUCUGCAGUUGAAGAUCUCGCCCUGAGUGCCGAAGAGUUUGAGCAGACUGUGAAGCAUCUUGAGCAGGAACGUAACAACCAGGCUAAGCACUGGCAGACUGUUCUGGAGAAUGCCGAGGCACAGAAUCGGCGUCUCUUGCAGGAGCUGGAACUUGCUGAAUCAUUGUUGGAGAAGUCCAGGGAAGAGACUGUGGCUGCGAUUGAGGGUAGCAAGGAGAAAGAGACCGCAGCAUCGCAUCGUCUGCGAGAGGUGGAAGAUGGAAGAGUUCACAGCUCUGCUUUGGCAUUUGCUUUGGGAGUCGUUAUGGGAUUCAUCGCGUUGUUUGGAGUCUUCUACUGCAGGGACUUGGAGGAGGAGAUCUGA
Messenger RNA from Pseudocercospora fijiensis CIRAD86, 1185 nucleotides. RefSeq lists its product as uncharacterized. The transcript has 2 exons. Lineage: Eukaryota; Fungi; Ascomycota; Dothideomycetes; Mycosphaerellales; Mycosphaerellaceae. The coding region runs from base 1 to 1185 and encodes 394 amino acids. The record is from RefSeq and is a predicted model, not a curated record.